CUUUCUCUUUCUCUCUUUCUCUCUCUCUCUCUCUAUCUCUGCUCAUCUGAUAGUCACAGAGUCACAGGCGCACUGUGAUUCCUAUUGAUUCCUCCUUUGCUCUCGUCACAAACACGCUAUCUGGGGCACUGUGUAUCAAUUGAUCUUUACGGAGUGCGUUCAUUACGGAGUGCGUCGACCUAUAAAAAGGAGUGUGGCUUGGAGCACUGGACCAGACUUUCCCCAGUUCUGUUCUUGAGGUGCGAGGGAGACUCCAGAGAGAGAUACUGAGCAAUAUGGAGGGGACUUUCCGAGAGCAGCUGUUCUUUGUUGUGUUAUGUCUGUCAGUUCUCAAGGGAGACGCCAGGUACAUGGAGGAAAAUGAGAUCACUCCAGAAGGAUUAUUUUCCCUUCUUAAUUCUGAACUCAAAAGAGAAAUACCAGAGGAAUUAAUUUACAGCCGACCUCUCCGGUGUCUGGACAUGGUGGCAGCAGAGGGUCAGUUCACCUUUACAGCAGACCGGCCUCAUCUCAGCUGUGCUGCUUUCUUCAUCGCUGAGCCCAACCAGGUCAUCAAUGUGGAGUAUGAUAGCGUUGACAUCGACUGCAGAGGUGGAGACUUCAUCAAGGUGUUUGACGGCUGGGUGAUGAAGGGAGAGAAGUUCCCUAGUUCCCAGGAUCACGCCCUGCCGCUGAUGGAACGCUACGUAGACUACUGCGACUCCGGGACUGUCAGGAGAACCGUACGGUCAUCUCAGAACGUUGCAAUGGUGUUCUUCCGUGUUCACACCGUCGGCAGCUCCUUCACGCUGACUGUCAGGAAACCCAUCAACCCUUUCCCCUGUAAUAUCAUCUCCCAGACACCAGAGGGCAGCUUCACCAUGGUGAUACCCCAGCAGCACAGGAACUGCAGCUUCUCCAUCAUCUACCCCGUGGAGAUCAAGAUCGCUGAGCUCAGCCUGGGACACCUCAACGACUUCCCCAUCAAGAAGUCCAUGCCAGGCUGUGCUGGAGCAGGGGACUUUGUGGAGCUGCUGGGAGGGAACGGGAUGGACCCGUCUAAGAUGUUCCCAGUAGCUGACCUCUGCUACAACUUCAACGGCCCCGCCCAGAUGAAGAUAGGUUGUGACAACACUGUGGUGAGAAUGGUGUCCAGCGGUAGGUUUGUCAACCGGGUGGCGUUCCAGUACCGGCUACUGGACCGGCAGGAGCUGCAGAGGAUCAAGGUGAACAGUGUGGAGGAUUUCUGCUUCACUGGCUGAGCUCUCUCUAUCUAUCUCUCUAUCUACCACCUAGCUAAUUGGGACCACCCAUCACUGGCUGAGCUCUCUCUAUCUAUCUCUCUAUCUACCACCUAGCUAAUGGGGACCACCCAUCACUGGCUGCCAAAUCUACCAUGAUACUGAUUACAGAAAAACAUCCUGAGGAUUGCCAUAACGUUCUGUUCUGUACUCCUUUUUGAAUUUAAACAGAUUGAUUUAUUUUUUACCUCAUUCGUUUUUUUCCUUCACUAUAUGUUAAAUGAAUUGUGGCUGGUGCUCAAGCUUAAUAAAGUGUUAUUUUGUGUUUGUGGGCAGUUCUGCUAUUGGUUUGAUUCUAUGAAUGCCAGUGAAAACAGACCAGUGAGGGUGUUAGCAGGGUGUUUUGGUUCACGUUCUUUACAAGGAAGGGUGUUGAAAAACUGAAUGUUUCUUUCUAUUUAUUUUGGGAGACAAUGUGUGUCGUUUUGGGACUGUGGCCGGAGGCAAGUGUUCAAUAGAGUAUGUUAAAUACAUGUUCAUUGCUGUUAUCUAUAUUUAUUUGUAUCAAACAAUUUUUUUGUAAUAAA
Messenger RNA from Salvelinus namaycush (lake trout), 1807 nucleotides. RefSeq names its product corticotropin-releasing factor-binding protein-like. The transcript has 7 exons. The record is from RefSeq and is a predicted model, not a curated record. Lineage: Eukaryota; Metazoa; Chordata; Actinopteri; Salmoniformes; Salmonidae. Gene Ontology annotation, molecular function: corticotropin-releasing hormone binding. The coding region runs from base 276 to 1241 and encodes 321 amino acids. Gene Ontology annotation, biological process: negative regulation of corticotropin secretion; hormone-mediated signaling pathway; negative regulation of corticotropin-releasing hormone receptor activity.